GCUUCGGUUGCCAGGCGUGGCGUCACGCCGCGGUAGCAGGGAGAGGUGGGCAGCGUGUCGCCGCCAGAGCCAUGAGUCAAGAUGACAGAUUUGCUUUCACUGCUGAAUGGUAUGAUCCAAAUGCUUCACUGUUUCGGCGUUAUGAACUUCUGUAUUAUCCAAAAGAUGGAUCAGUUGAAAUGUAUGAUGUGAAGAACCAUCGCACCUUUCUGAAGCGCACCAAGUAUGAGAGCUUACACCUUGAGGAUCUAUUUGUGGGCAACAAAAUUACUAUUUUUUCCCGUCAUCUAUCCUUAGUGGACUAUGGGGAUCAAUAUACAGCUCGCAAGCUGGGGAGCCGCAAAGAAAGAACACUGGCUUUGAUUAAACCCGAUGCAACGACCAAGAUUGGAGAAUUAAUUGAUAUCAUUAUUAAUGCAGGAUUUACAAUAACUAAGGCCAAAAUGAUGGUGCUUUCGAGAAAAGAAGCAGCUGAUUUCUAUGUAGACCAUCAUUCAAAACCUUUUUAUAAUGAGCUUCUCCAGUUUAUAACAAGUGGUCCCAUUGUUGCUAUGGAAAUCUUAGGAGAUGAUGCGGUUUGUAAAUGGAAAACAUUACUGGGACCAGCAAACUCUGCAGUGGCUCAGACUGAUGCACCAGACAGCAUUAGAGCGAACUUUGGACAUGAUGGCCUAAGAAAUGCAGCUCAUGGCCCAGAUUCAGUUGCUUCAGCUGCUCAAGAGCUGGAGUUGUUCUUUCCCUCCAGUGGAGGUCGUGGACCAGUCAACAGUGCAAAAUUCACAAACUGUACUUGCUGCAUUAUUAAGCCUCAUGCGGUUAAUGAAGGGCUAGCUGGAAAGAUUAUAAAAGCCAUCGUCAAUGAAGGAUUUCAGAUCUCAGCUUUGCAGAUGUUCAACCUGGAGCGUGCAAAUGUGGAAGAAUUUUAUGAGAUUUACAAAGGUGUCGUCGCUGAAUACAUGGAGAUGGUCACAGAGUUGUGUUCAGGCCCUUCCAUAGCAAUGGAGAUUAUACAGCCUGAGUCUACAAAAGUGUUCAGAGACUUCUGUGGUCCUUCUGACCCUGAAAUAGCUCGUCAUCUCCGACCUGGAACUCUGCGUGCUGUCUUUGGGAAGAACAAGAUUCAGAAUGCUGUCCACUGCACAGACCUACCUGAAGAUGGACUUUUGGAGGUACAGUACUUCUUCAAGAUUCUGGACAACUAACAGCCUCCAGCCUCACCCAACGCAAAAGACGUGCACACAGAGGGGGUGUGUUCAUUCAUUUAUUUGUCCAAUGUUUCAACCUGACUGAAAUACAAGAUCAACAAGAGCACUGUACUCCUGGCUAUUAUUACAUGUUAGAACAUAGAGUUUUGCACUUUAGACAACAUUUAACACCAUUCUAUGGGGUACUGCAUUGCUUUUAUAAAGUUUAAAAUAAAGAUUUAUUUUUCAAACAUGUGACUUUGGUUUAUUUCAUACAUUACACUUUCUUGCAGAAAAAAUAAAAUUGUACAACUGCAUAAAUAUAAAAUUCUUCCACCAUGAAAAUGGUUAAAACAUUCAAUAAAGACAUUAGCACCACAGUGUGCGAUGCCUCCAGCAGGAAAAAAAAAAAAAAAAAAAGAAAGAAAA
Molecule: messenger RNA, 1613 nt
Organism: Tyto alba (common barn owl)
Lineage: Eukaryota; Metazoa; Chordata; Aves; Strigiformes; Tytonidae
Gene: NME7
Product: NME/NM23 family member 7
Exons: 12
Coding region: 72-1202 (376 amino acids)
Biological process (GO): GTP biosynthetic process; CTP biosynthetic process; UTP biosynthetic process
Cellular component (GO): centrosome
Molecular function (GO): ATP binding; nucleoside diphosphate kinase activity
Source: RefSeq, a predicted model, not a curated record